CACACGUUUUGGCUCAGUUCGGAUUGAAGCGCUUGUAAACGCGCACGCGGUUUUUGCUCCUUCCCGAAAGGAAGAAGCUCCGAACGGUUGUUGGCGAAUUGUUCGUUCCGUCUGUGGUUCGGGGUGGGAGCGAGUGUUGGUUUUUCCGAUUUUUCCGACCCCGUGUUGUUUUUUUUAAACAGCCGUUCAAAUAUACCUGUGUCGUUAAUUUGUGUGGUUUUUUUUUUUUGUUGUGUGAUGUAAAAGCAUGUAUCUUAAUUAAACUUUAGCUUGUCGCAAGCGUGUGAGCGUGUGUUUGUUUGUGUGUGAGUUAAUUUGGUUCGUGAUGAGCGUAUAAAACCCCGGCACCCAACGUGCAACGUUCCACCGAAACCAUGAACUAUCUAAACAAUCUGAACGUCUUCAAACGGCGUCGUAACAUCUCGUCCACCGACUCGUCCUCGGCCGUCUCGUCACCGGCCAGCCCGGCGGCGACCGUCGAUGCUGCGGCCGGCCCAUCCAGUGCCACUCCCCAGCGCAAGAAGAAAAGGAAGAGCAAGCGUAAGCGCACGAUUUCCGUUGUUCCCAUCAGCGAGGUGACGGAGGCAUCGCUGGAGCUAUGGCGCACGCUACCGCCCAAGAUCCGGCACGAUCCGAGCAUGGUGUCCUUCCAGCAGGUCGAGCUGGAGCAUGCCCGGCUGAACGGCGAUUGUCAUGAGGAUUCGUUUCCGGAAAUUCAAGGACUGGAAGAGGACGGCGGGGAAGAGUACGAGGAUGAGGAGGAGGAGGAGGAGGACGAAGAGUACGAGAAUGAGUUCAUCACCAUCAACGUCACGAAUGAGGAGGGUCAAAAUAAGGAAAUAGGUCAUGUGAAGGAGAAGAAAGAUAUACCGAAGCCGCACGUCCAUCAUCUGGCUGGGCAUUACAUCGGCAACAUUACACCGCCGAAGCACGACGAUAUCAACGACACCGGUCAGAAUCAUGUGGACGAGGACCAUCCGUUUCGGAAGUACUCGAAAAUUAUCUGCCUUUUCAUCACGUGGCUGCUGAUAAUGUCGUUCAUGGUGGUGAAGGAUGAGAAGCUGGUCGAGCCGAAGCACCUAUCGAUUUCACCCGGCAAGACGAAGGCAUACAUCCUACCCCAUCUGCCGCAGAGCACGCGGAUUAAGGUGACGCUCGAGGGUACGUUCCUGAGCGAACCGUACAGCAACAUUACGGAGCACUAUCUGGAGGUGUACCUUCAGAUGCUUUCGUCCACGCUGGAGACGAACUCGACCGAUAUGUACUCAACCAGCUCAGCUAAGAACAUCAGCGAGUCCUGGUACAUCCCGAUCGUACAUCCGUAUCUGUUCGAUAGUGCACCGAUCGUGAAGGAGCAACGUCUGUUCGACAUCAUCGACACAAACUACGAGCAACUGCACCAAACCAACGGUGGCUUGGUGCGAUUGAUGAUCCGCAGCAACAUUCAGGCCAGCAUGCCCGUUGCGAUCCGGUACGAUCAAUCGCCCGUGAAUCGUGACGUCGGUGUGAUCUACGCUGCGUUCGUACUCAUCUUCCUGUACGUGUUGAUCAUCUGGGAGAUUGUGCACCGGACGUUUGCGGCCGUAAUUGCCUCCACGCUAGCCAUAUCAAUCCUGGCGGCGCUGAACGAUCGUCCCACGAUGGAGGACAUUAUCGGGUGGAUUGAUGUGGAAACGAUUCUGCUACUCUUCUCGAUGAUGAUCCUGGUGGCGAUCCUCGCCGAGACAGGAAUAUUUGAUUAUCUAUCGGUGUACAUCUAUAAGAUUACGAACGGCAAGAUAUGGAGUCUUAUACACUGCCUGUGUCUGUGUACGGUGUUGAUCUCUUCGUUUUUGGACAAUGUAACAACCGUACUUUUAAUGGCGCCCAUUACAAUUCGGCUGUGCGAAGUAAUGGACAUGAAUCCGGUGCCGAUUUUAAUGGCGAUCACUGUACAUGCCAACAUUGGCGGCACGACAACACCCGUUGGCGAUCCACCGAACAUCAUCAUUACCUCGAACCAGUACAUACUGAAACACGGAGUCACUUUCCUUACCUUUACCGCACACAUGCUGGUCGGCGUCAUUAUCGUCGUCAUCACCACCAACAUCCAUCUGCGUAUCAUCUACAAAAACAUUAACCACCUGCGCAUGCACGAGCCGAAGGAACUGAAGGAGCUGCGGCGCAACAUUAAGGUGUGGGAGCGUGCGGCCGGCAAGAUCCCACCCUACUCCAAGGAUGCCAACAUAGUGCGUGAAACGCUCAUGAAGAAGGUGAAGUUGUUGCGCCACCAGUACAAGAAAAAGAUGACAAAGGGUACCGUACCGGAGGAUAUCUAUCGGUCCACGCUCGAGGAACUCCAGCGCGAGCAUCCGAUCAAGAAUCGUUCACUACUGAUCAAGUCCGGCAUCGUGUGCGUGUUUAUUGUGUCGCUGUUUUUCCUCGAGUCAAUUCCGGAACUGCGACGCCUCUCGUCUGGCUGGGCAGCCCUGCUCGGGGUCGUACUGCUGCUCAUCAUAUCCGACAAGAACGAUAUGGAUGCGGUCCUGUCGCGGGUGGAGUGGCCAACGCUACUGUUCUUUGCCGCCAUGUUUACGCUGAUGGAAGCGGUCGAACGGAUGGGGUUGAUCGAUUGGAUUGGACAUGCGACGGAAACGAUCAUUCUAUCCGUGUCGGAAGAUCUUCGACUAGCGGUGGCGAUCAUCAUCAUACUGUGGAUCUCGGCCCUAACGUCCGCGUUCGUGGACAGCAUUCCCGUGACGGCUAUGAUGGUGAAGAUAGUGGUUGCGUUGUCCGAGAAGGCGUACCUUGGAUUGCCACUGCAACCGAUGGUAUGGGCGCUGGCAUUCGGUCCGUGUCUCGGGGGCAACGGUACGCUGGUGGGUGCAUCCGCGAACGUUAUCUGCGCUGGCAUUGCGGAACAACAUGGCUAUCGAUUCAGCUUUAUGGAUUACUUCAAACUCGGAUUCCCGAUCAUGCUGGUCAGUGUGCUGGUCACCACCGGGUACCUGAUAAUGGCCCACGUCGUCUUCGCCUGGCACUAGGUCCGGAACGGAUCUAGACACUUUCUAGCUCAUAAGGAUUUUCCUCCCGAAUCAGCGAUCGAUGCAACCGAUCCAUGGGUUACCGUGUUACUACUUCAGUCCAGUUUUCGCAGUCUAACUGUUGUGUCUUGAACUUCUUUUCUGAUAGAAAGAAAGCAAACAAAACCAAGCCAAAUCUUACAUCGGCACGAUCGGUUUCUUGAUCGUGUGAUUUUAAUAGUGAAAGUGAAAAAAAAAAUCGACGGUGAAGAAUUACGUGUUCAUAACCGAGAGAUUUAAUUGCAAUUUCGAAAUCUAACCUUAACAUUGGAACGAGUUACACGGCGCGAGAAAUUGUUUGGAGGAUCUAUUUUCGUUUUCUGUUGUUGAUCCUGUUGAUAAGAACACAGUUUUAGACGCAAAUAAACGACACAGAAAGAGACGAUGAGAGUUGAGAGCGCGGUGGUGUGGAUAUUUUUAA
Messenger RNA from Anopheles stephensi (Asian malaria mosquito), 3483 nucleotides. Its product is annotated as P protein-like. The record is from RefSeq and is a predicted model, not a curated record. Gene Ontology annotation, cellular component: membrane. Lineage: Eukaryota; Metazoa; Arthropoda; Insecta; Diptera; Culicidae. The transcript is spliced from 9 exons. Gene Ontology annotation, biological process: transmembrane transport. The coding region runs from base 375 to 3023 and encodes 882 amino acids.